AUGUAUCUUUCAAGGUCAGAAAAUUUUCAUAGUGAUAUUCUACCUGACGUUGAGACCAAGCCUUCUAUGCUUCGAUGUGCCCCAUUGGCAACGACGGUGUCGAAGAGAAAUCCACUUUCGCUGUAUGCUCAGAGCAUCAGCGACCUCGUGAAGAAGGUGGAGAGUGCAAGUGCAAAGACGAAAGCUCCCACCAAGAUCUUCAAGUCAUUGAAGAAAACAUCCGGUUCGCCAUCAAUAUCUGUAGAAUUCUUGAGACCGGAGAAGAUUCCUGUACAUGAUACUAAAUCGCUAUCCUUCGAGAUUCGGAGGUCCAAGGUCGCGCUGCUCGUGGUGGAUACUGCUGUUGCAAAUGGCGAUCAAGACUUUGAAGGGUUCGUAAAGGAACAACAAACUGCCAAGGGCAAGUUUCCCGGCCCUGUGCCUCUAGUGUGGAGAGGUGCGAUUGAAACGAUAGAGGAUAUCGCAAAGGCGAAAGCUGCUGGUGCUGAUGGAGUUUCUUUUGCUGCUUCCUCUCUUGGUGAAGAGAAGACGGCCGUGAUGGUAAACGCUUGCCAUGUCCUGGGGAUGGAGCCUUUGGUAGAGGUCGGUGAUGCCAACGAGAUCAACUGGGCAGUGUCUGCGGGUGCCAAGUGUCUGUGCGUUCGCUUCAGCUCCUCGGCCAUCUCUAGUUUUCUUGUGUCGGCUGCAAAAUCUCUGCAGAAUGAUCUACCCGAUGAUUGCGCUGUCAUCGCGACCGUGCAAGGAAGACAAGGAGGUGCAGAAAUAGAGCAGGCGAAGUCUCUUCUCGAUGCCAACUACAAUGGAGUUUUGUUCUCACGCAUGCUGGAAGACGCCACAGACCGUUUCUCGGAGCCAUACCUCAAGUACAUCAUGGCUGUGAUGCAGAGCAAGAAAUCUCAAAACCUGCAGAUCAACGAGAUCAAGGUGGGGUAUGAACCUUGA
This is a messenger RNA of Guillardia theta CCMP2712, 942 nucleotides long. RefSeq lists its product as hypothetical. The transcript has 12 exons. NCBI's taxonomy places the organism in Eukaryota, Cryptophyceae, Pyrenomonadales, Geminigeraceae. Bases 1 to 942 code for a protein of 313 amino acids. The record is from RefSeq and is a predicted model, not a curated record. Gene Ontology annotation, molecular function: indole-3-glycerol-phosphate synthase activity; phosphoribosylanthranilate isomerase activity. Gene Ontology annotation, biological process: L-tryptophan biosynthetic process.